Molecule: messenger RNA, 645 nt
Organism: Aspergillus melleus
Lineage: Eukaryota; Fungi; Ascomycota; Eurotiomycetes; Eurotiales; Aspergillaceae
Product: U4/U6-U5 snRNP complex subunit SNU23
Exons: 1
Coding region: 1-645 (214 amino acids)
Biological process (GO): mRNA splicing, via spliceosome
Cellular component (GO): U4/U6 x U5 tri-snRNP complex; spliceosomal complex
Source: RefSeq, a predicted model, not a curated record
AUGUCGGGCAACCAAUCAUCCGCCCCCUCCGACACCGCAUUCCGCAAAACCUGGGAUCGCGAAGAAUACGCCAAAAAAGCCGCCGACGACGAAGCCAAACGCAAAGAAGAGUCGAAAGCCCGGUACGAGGCCAAACUUCUCGGCAAGAAAUGGCACGCCCCGGUAGACUACAGCUCCUUGGAAGCGACGACGUCGCGAAAACAACGACUCGAUGUCGCGUCGAUGGUCGGAAAGACGACGAUGGUUUCGUCGGGGUCGGCGAUUGGCAAGAGAGGUCGCGGGGCGGGAUUCUACUGUGCGGACUGCGAUCUCACGUUCAAGGAUAAUUUGCAGUUGGUGGAGCAUUUGAAUAGCAAGCAGCACUUGAUUGCGACGGGGCAGAGUGGUGAGGUUACGAGGGCUACGGUGGGAGAUGUACGAGAGCGGUUGCGGAUGCUGGCGUACCAGAAACGAGUGAGGGAGGAAGAAGAGCGACGGGCAUGGCAGUUGGAUUUGGGCGUCAGGUUGAAGGAGCGAGAGGAACAAGAUGCGAAGGAGAGGGAGGAGAAGAGGAGAAAGAGAAACGAGAAGCGACGGAAGGGUGGCGAGAAUGGUGUCAAGCAGGAAGAUGAUGGUUGGGAAGGCCGUCUGGGAAUCAUUGCAUAA